This is a messenger RNA of Fraxinus pennsylvanica, 1758 nucleotides long. NCBI's taxonomy places the organism in Eukaryota, Viridiplantae, Streptophyta, Magnoliopsida, Lamiales, Oleaceae. The record is from the annotation of a GenBank genome assembly.
AUGGAAGAAGAAAAAUCAGUUCAAUUUUCCUCUGAGCCAAUUCAUCAUGCUGAGGAAAAUGGCCACGGCUGGCAAAAAGUGACCUACGCUAAAAAACAGCGGAAAAAUAAGACGACGUCGGAUUCUUCUAGGGUUGCAUCUAAUGGAUCCUCUGCUGUUUCGGAGAAAAAUAAUGUCUUCAAGAAUUUGGAGAAGAACGCGGAGGCUCGCCGGCGGACACUGGAGGCGCAGCGCGCUGCAGCUGCUAUUUAUGAUGAGGAUGAUGCACCGGUGAGAUCGAAGAAGAGAUGGGGGGAUGAGGAUGAGGAUGAUGAAGGAAAUGAGGCGGAUGGUAAGCUGAAGGAGAAUCUUUCAGCCAAGGCGACUCAGAAAGAGAAGCCGAAGAAGGUUAAGAAGCCUAAGGUAACUGUGGCUGAGGCGGCUGCAAAGGUUGACGCUGCGGAUCUUGCUGCUUUCCUCUCUGACGUGUUGGUGUCGUAUGAGGGGCAGCAGGAAAUACAAUUGAUGAGAUUUGCAGAUUAUUUUGGGCGUGCAUUUUCAGCAGUGAGCGCAUCGCAGUUUCCUUGGCUGAAGUUGUUCAGGGAGUCUACGGUGGAAAAAAUCGCUGAUGUCCCUGUAUCGUAUAUUUCCGAAGCUGUUUACAAGACUUCAGUUGACUGGAUUAAUCAUUGUUCCUAUGAUGCACUUGGUUCUUUUGUGUUGUGGUUAUUAGAUGGCAUCCUUGCUGACUUGACAACCCAACAGUUAGGGUCUAAGGGCUCCAAGAAAGGAGGGCAACCAACACCCUCGAAGUCUCAGGUCGCCAUCUUUCUAGUUUUAGCUAUGGUAUUACGCCGGAAACCUGAUGUUGUAAUUAAUCUACUACCGAAUUUGAGGGAAAACAAGUAUCAAGGGCAAGAUAAACUUCCAGUUGUUGCAUGGAUGGCAGUGCAGGCCUCUCGAGGAGAUCUGGCUGUAGGAUUGUACUUAUGGGCUCAUCAUAUUUUGCCUAUGCUUAGAGGCAAAUUGGGCUCUAACCCGCAAUCUAGGGAUUUGGUUUUGCAGGUUGUGGAAAGAAUUCUGUCAGCACCAAGAGCUCGUGGUAUAUUAGUAAACAGUGCAGUUAGAAAGGGGGAGCGCUUGAUUUCACCUGCAUCGCUUGACCUACUGCUACAUGUAACAUUCCCUGGGUCUUCUGCACGAGUCAAGGCAACCGAAAGGUUUGAGUCGAUCUAUCCAACUCUAAAAGAGGUUGCUCUUGCUGGUGCUCCUGGAAGCAAAGCCAUGAAACAAGUAUCACAGCAGAUACAGGCUAUAGCUGUGAAAUCAGCUGAAGAAGGGAUCCCAGAGCUAACCGAGGAAGCAAUUAGCAUAUUUGUCUGGUGUUUGACUCAGAAUCCUGAUUGCUACAAGCAAUGGGACAAGAUCUAUAUGGACAACAUAGAGGUUAGCGUUGUGGCCUUGAGGAAGCUUUCCAAGGAGUGCAAGGAGAUACCAUUGGAACAGUCUUCUCUCGAAGCAUUGAGGCAAACUCUAAAGAUUUUCCAGCAAAAAAAUGAGAAAGCAUUAGCUGGUGGGUUGGAUGUUGCUCGCCAAGCUUUCUUUAAGGAAGCAAACAAAUACUGUAAGGUAAUACUGGGCAAAAUAUCACGUGGGCACAGUUGUGCCAAAACUAUGGCCUUUGCAUUUGUGUUACUGGCAGUAGGAGCAGCCAUAAUCUCCCCAAAGCUGGAUGAAUGGGAUUGGGACAAGUUCAUGGCUUUGUUCAAUGCUCACUAA